AUGGCUGACGAAGACCACACCUUUGAGACCGCCGAUGCCGGUGCCGCUUUGACCUUCCCAAUCCAAUGUUCUGCCUUGAGAAAGAACGGUCACGUUGUCAUCAAGUCCAGACCAUGUAAGAUUGUUGACAUGUCCACCUCCAAGACCGGUAAGCACGGUCACGCCAAGGUCCACUUGGUUGCCAUUGACAUCUUCACUGGUAAGAAGUUGGAAGAUUUGUCUCCUUCCACCCACAAUAUGGAAGUUCCAAACGUCCGUAGACAAGAAUACCAAUUGUUGGACAUUGACGAUGGUUUCCUCUCCUUGAUGACCCAAGACGGUGACACCAAGGACGAUGUCAAGAUCCCAGACGGUGAAUUAGGUGACAAGAUCCAAUCCGAAUUCGACGAAGGUAAGGACUUGUUGGUUACUAUCAUCUCUGCUAUGGGUGAAGAAGCUGCCAUCUCCUUCAAGGAAGCUCCAAAAUUGUAA
Molecule: messenger RNA, 471 nt
Organism: Suhomyces tanzawaensis NRRL Y-17324
Lineage: Eukaryota; Fungi; Ascomycota; Pichiomycetes; Serinales; Debaryomycetaceae
Gene: ANB1
Product: translation elongation factor eIF-5A
Exons: 2
Coding region: 1-471 (156 amino acids)
Biological process (GO): positive regulation of translational termination; positive regulation of translational elongation
Molecular function (GO): translation elongation factor activity; RNA binding; ribosome binding
Source: RefSeq, a predicted model, not a curated record